GGCCAUCCUGCUCGCUCACCUCUGCCCACAAGAACAAUGAAGUCAGUCAUGCUGAACAAUUGCUGACCCAUGAGUUAUGUUUCAGUGAAUGAGACGAGCCAACAGGAUAGCUGAGUGAAUACUCACUCUUGACUGACUGCAGUCCCAUAAACAAGCCACAGAACAAGCAUGGCAAAUAAAUCAAUCUAUGAUUUCUCUGCUGAGACCCUGGAUGGACAGCCGGUUCCGCUCAGUAACUACAGGGGUAAAGUACUUCUCAUCGUCAACGUUGCCACCUUCUGAGGGUCAACAAUAGAGGAGUACCACAGACUGAAUGCACUGAUGGAAAUGUACGGUGACCUCAACUUCACCGUCUUAGGAUUCUCCUGCAACCAGUUCGGUCUUCAGGCACCUGAGGUGAAUCAUGAAACCCUCAAUAUUCUGAAGUAUGUGAGACCUGGUGGGGGAUUUGUGCCAAAGUUUCCUGUCUUUGGCAAAGUUGAGGUGAACGGAUUAAAUGAAGACCCUCUUUUCACCUACCUAAAGGAAACACUGCCAUUCGUGAACCCUGUUAUUGGAGAAAUGAAAAAACUAUUCUGGUCUCCAAUAAAAGUGAACGACAUUCGGUGGAAUUUUGAGAAGUUUCUCAUUACUGCAGAUGGCACGCCCUUUAAAAGGUAUGAUCUUCACUGCCCCAUCGAGAAAGUGGAGAAAGACAUAACAGAACUUAUCUGAUGGACUUUCUUCAAGUUGUCUACAGUGGCAGAGUGAUGAUCCCCCAGUAAAUGCAAAUGUGCACCUGAGCUGGAUCUGAUGGAAAGAGGAACAUGCCUCAGAGCUUCGGUGUAUUCACUCUGAGAACAAGUUCCCUUCAGCCACUGGAAGAGUUUUCAUGUCACUGUCACAUUCAUUUCUCUCCAAUGUGAUGGUAUCUGCUACUCAAAAAUAAAUAUAAAUAAAACAUAUAUAAGACAAUA
Acanthochromis polyacanthus (spiny chromis) is the source of this 956-nucleotide messenger RNA. RefSeq names its product glutathione peroxidase 9 (gene gpx9). Gene Ontology annotation, biological process: response to oxidative stress. The transcript is spliced from 5 exons. Gene Ontology annotation, molecular function: glutathione peroxidase activity. The record is from RefSeq and is a predicted model, not a curated record. NCBI's taxonomy places the organism in Eukaryota, Metazoa, Chordata, Actinopteri, Pomacentridae.